Macrosiphum euphorbiae (potato aphid) is the source of this 396-nucleotide messenger RNA. The record is from the annotation of a GenBank genome assembly. NCBI's taxonomy places the organism in Eukaryota, Metazoa, Arthropoda, Insecta, Hemiptera, Aphididae.
AUGAUGGGUGACAUUUUUGCUUGUAUAGAACCAGAGUUGAUUGGAUUUAUUCAAUAUCAUGAAAGAAUGGAUAGCACUUAUUCAAUGGCUGUGUUAGUAAGACUGGGCCGUCAUGUUAUGUCUGCUAAUGAUACCGGCUCCUUUUUAAGUAUGACUUAUGGGUCUGCAUUAGUUCAUGUAAAAAGAAAUUAUGAUAAACUCAUGCACGCUCACUUAAAAUCAAUUCAAGAAGUAAGAAUUAUUAAAAAGUCUAAAUGUGGCAUACUUCCUUUUGUUGCCAACUUUGAGUAUUUUGCCAAGACAGCUGAACAAAUAUUUAAAGAAACAGAGCGUCGAACUGAUUUAGAUAAAUGGUAUCUGAAACUCUUAACUGUAAUGUUUGAAACUAUUCAUUAA